Molecule: messenger RNA, 2408 nt
Organism: Drosophila innubila
Lineage: Eukaryota; Metazoa; Arthropoda; Insecta; Diptera; Drosophilidae
Gene: Pcyt1
Product: choline-phosphate cytidylyltransferase A
Exons: 4
Coding region: 403-2082 (559 amino acids)
Biological process (GO): CDP-choline pathway
Molecular function (GO): phosphatidylcholine binding; choline-phosphate cytidylyltransferase activity
Source: RefSeq, a predicted model, not a curated record
UGGUAGUAAGCGCGAAUUUCACUCGUUUCGCAGCAACGGACAGACGCGGACACAACAUUAGUUUAAACCAAUUGCUGCAAUUAUAGCAGCAAAAACAAUAUAACCAAGUGAAGCAGCGACGAACGCUAGCAUACGCGACUCAGGCACAGUGCAAACAAAACCAAUAUAAUUUUGUGGUGCGUCAUUUCGCGUGAAAAAUACAAUUAUUAACGGAGCCACGACGAGCACUCAUCGAUUUUUAGCCGAAAACAAAAUUGAAGCUAAAUUUUAAGAAAAAGUUGAAACUGCAAAACGAAUAAUAUCAACAGUAGCAACUCAGUGUUACUUAGUUGCAUUUGAGUUCCCAAAGUGUUAAGGAGAGAAAAUCUGGAAAACUGACUGUCAAAAGAAAGAUUCGCUGCGAUGGCAACUUCAUCGGUAAUCGCCACCAACAACACCAACAACACAAUUAACGCGGGCUCAGCUGCCACAGUCGCUGCCGCUGCUGCUGCCACCGCCGCUGCCGCUGCCGCCGUUGUAGUCACAUCGACGCUGAGCACACGUAAACGCAGCUACGAGACUGCGAUUGUCAUGCCCGCCAUGGAAGCCAAAAGUCAAACGACACCAAUAACGACAACAACAACGACGACGAUACGAUCAACGUCAGCAACGAAAGCUUCGAGGGCAGCAAGCAGUCCGGAACGAGAGCUCAAAGCGGAUUCGGUAGUUGUGGACAUUGUGGACAGUGUGGACAUUGCCGAGUCACAGACAGCAAUCACAUUGCGCGACUGCACGCGCACAAUCUCACAAAGCGAUGCUGAUGUCGAUGAUGGCGGUGAAGCGACCUCACCCGAUGACACCCUGCCCUCUGCCGCCUCCACAGCAGCUGUCGACUAUCUCAAUGGAAGCCCUGGAACGGCAACUGCAUCUCCAAAUGCAUCUGCAAAUGGAAUCAAGCGUCAAUAUGUUCUACCGCCACCGCGUCCUCACACGCCCGCUGAACUGGCGGCGUUAUCCAAUCGCCAAUCGAAUAUCAGCAGCGGAACUGCCGAUUUGGCGACAAUUUGCAAGCCGGCGCCUUUCUCCGGCGAUGAGGAGGCAAUUUUGGAGCGCGAACGUUGCGAUUAUACAAAACGGAUUACGUAUCAAAUGGCACGUUCUGGGCAAACGAAUCGCCGGGUGCGCGUCUACGCGGAUGGCAUCUAUGAUCUGUUCCAUCAGGGCCAUGCCAGGCAACUAAUGCAGGCCAAGAAUAUAUUCCCCAAUGUGUAUCUAAUUGUGGGCGUGUGCAAUGAUGAACUCACGCAUCGCAUGAAGGGACGCACUGUCAUGAAUGGAUUUGAACGCUACGAAGGUGUACGCCACUGUCGCUACGUAGAUGAGAUUGUCCAGAAUGCCCCUUGGACGCUAUCGGAUGAGUUUAUAGCGGAAAAUAAAAUUGACUUUGUGGCUCACGAUGACAUUCCCUACGUACACGAUGGUCUCGAUGAUAUCUACGGUCCCCUAAAGGCACGCGGCAUGUUUGUGGCCACAGAGCGCACUGAGGGCGUCUCUACCUCUGACAUUGUGGCUCGAAUUGUAAAGGAUUAUGAUUUGUAUGUGCGUCGCAAUCUCGCACGUGGAUACUCCGCCAAGGAUUUGAACGUCUCUUUCCUAUCCGAGAAGAAGUUCCGCCUGCAAAACAAAAUGGACGAACUGAAGUCGCGUGGCAAGCGUGAAUUAACCAAAGUCAAGGGCGACAUUAUUACCAAGUGGGAGGAAAAGUCCCGUGAAUUUAUUGACACAUUUCUGCUGCUCUUCGGACGUGAGCGUCUCAAUCAUUUGUGGAACGAGUCCAAGGGCAAGUUGAUUCAAGCGCUGAGUCCACCUGGCAGCCCAUCGGGUUCGAUAAAUGGCGAUGACCUGGACGCGGAUGCCAACGAUUCCUCCGAUGAAUAUCUGGAGCUGCCCACAGAAUACAGCGGUGGCAGCAGCAGUUCUUUAAAUGGAAAAAAGAAACGAUUGUCGCUGGCCCGACGCAGCUAUCUAAAACAUUCGGCCUCUGGAUCCUUUCCAAAUGACGAUGAUGAUGAUAAUGAUGAUGUUGCCUUCGAUACGGAGUAAUUGAAAAGAUUCAAGAAGAAACUUUUAGAUUUGGCUAGCCUAAACUAUAUUUCAAUUUUUUCUCUCUCUCUCUCUGUCUGUCUUUAAGCUAUUGUAUAUUUAUUAAAUUGUUGUUUGGUGCAAAAGGAAAUUGUGGCACACACGGGAUCGACCCGCAACAUAUGCAAUAUUCUAUAGCUCUAAAUGGUAUUUGUAAUCUGCUAGAUUUAGUUUCACUUGCACUCGCUCCUCGUCUUCGUCCACGCCCGCCUCCAGCCCCGCCCCAUAACUUUGAGUCGAGAGUAGCAAAUUGUUUAGCCAAAUGAGCCGCAAAUCAUUCACGGAAG